Molecule: messenger RNA, 1050 nt
Organism: Lotus japonicus
Lineage: Eukaryota; Viridiplantae; Streptophyta; Magnoliopsida; Fabales; Fabaceae
Exons: 2
Coding region: 64-819 (251 amino acids)
Source: RefSeq, a predicted model, not a curated record
GAUUAGUUUUGUUUAAUUAAUGGGGAAGAAGGUGAAGAAAGAAAGAAAACACCUUUGUUUAACAUGAACAUGCAGGAAGGGGUUGUAUUGACCACAGCAAUGCCCUCUUCUUCAUCUUCAUCUUCUUCUCCAUCUCCAUCUCCAUCUUCAUCUUCAUCUUCUUCCUGUUGGAAUCACAAUCACAAUAAUCACCAUCCCCCAAAACCCAAAUCAUCCUCCUCCUCAUCUUCCUGGACCCACCAUUGCAACAAUCUCUGCAACUGCAAGCACGCCCCCUCCGCCACCUUAGACCUUCUCAUCCUCCUCCUUGUCCUCUUCUCCGGCGCUUUCCUCCUCUCCUCCUAUUUCUCCUACAUCUUCAACUCCCUCUCGCUUCUCAUCCCUUCUCUCCCUUCCCUCCUCCCUUACCUCAUCUCCUUCUUCCUCUUCUUCGCCGCCUCCCUCGCCUUCUGCUGCGGCCCCCGAUCCCGCCGCUGUGAGCGGCGGGGUUGCAAGGGGCUCAAGAAGGCUACCGAGUUCGAUUUGCAGAUUGAGAGGUUUGGCCCAUCUGGGUCGUCGUCGUCGUCGUCGUCGGCGUCUGGGUUGGGUGAAUUUGAUAAGCUUCCAUGGAAAGGUGGGAGUGAAGGGAACCCUGAUUACGAGUGCCUGAGAAUUGAGCUCAGAAAAAUGGCUCCACCUAAUGGCCGUGCCCUCUUGCUUUUCCGGGCUCCUUGUGGCUGCCCAGUUGCUAAGCUUGAAGCUCUUGGCCCCAAGAAGCCUAAGCGCCAUAAGAGGUCCUUGCCCAAUGCUACUCUUAAUGGAGGAGGAGAUCAUCGUUGAUUAAACCCGAUGUUUUCACUGCUAUUGGCAUCUCAUUAUCAUUAUGACUCUCAUGGUUCUCCAUUUACUGGAAAACUUUUUAUCAGAACCAUUUUUAUGAGAAAGAAAAUAGCAAUCUGGUGUUAACAGAGUCCUUCUUUUAUCUGCUCUAUCUUUGAGUCUCUCUAUAAACUUUUGAAGGAUCGUACAUAAAUAUUAACUGCAAUAAACAUGUGAUUCAUCAUUGAUCCA